UGCCUGGCCCUGCCUUUAUAAUUUCCACACGAGUGCAUCUGGGCUUUUACACAAACCAACAGCAGCUUCUUCUGACAGACACACACUCACCCCGACACACACUCGGCACACUUUUCCUCCGUCUGAUUAACAGUCCUGCACACACCAUGAUUACGGAAAAACGUAAAUAAAUACGUAAAGGGGUGACUAUUUUGACUACUGGAAGAUCUUUGCGGGGAUUCAGCGCAACUUUUGUUUUUAUUACUGAGAAGGUGUUCUCUUCACGCGUCUCUCUCAGAGGAUUCUUUAGCGGAGGAGAGAGGGGGAGAGUGCAGCCUUUCACUUUAAGACCGGCUAGGCUCGCGGAUAAAAGGCCGGCUGGGCAGGGCGGCCCCCAUCGCAGCCUGUCCGAGAGGCUAGGUGCCUUUUGCGCGUGGCCCCCUUUCACCACCGAAGUUGGCUCCAGCGCUAGCAGCCGCAUUGGAUCCCACAGCUUAUUGUGAGACUCCGGUGUACAAUCCGGAUCUCUGCCCCAACAUGAUCGCGGCCCAGGCCAAGCUGGUCUACCACCUGAAUAAGUACUACAACGAGAAAUGCCAGGCCAGGAAAGCUGCCAUCGCCAAAACCAUCCGGGAAGUCUGCAAAGUGGUCUCCGAUGUCCUGAAGGAGGUGGAGGUGCAGGAACCGCGCUUCAUCAGUUCCCUCAACGAGAUGGACAACCGCUAUGAGGGCCUGGAGGUCAUCUCUCCCACCGAGUUCGAGGUGGUACUCUAUCUGAACCAGAUGGGGGUGUUUAACUUCGUGGACGACGGAUCACUGCCUGGCUGCGCGGUGCUGAAGCUGAGCGACGGGCGGAAGAGGAGCAUGUCCCUCUGGGUGGAAUUCAUCACCGCCUCUGGCUACCUCUCCGCACGCAAAAUCCGCUCCAGGUUUCAGACGCUGGUGGCUCAGGCGGUGGACAAGUGUAGCUACAGGGAUGUAGUAAAGAUGGUGGCUGACACGAGCGAAGUGAAACUGCGAAUUCGCGAUAGGUACGUGGUGCAGAUCACCCCGGCCUUUAAAUGCACCGGGAUCUGGCCACGGAGUGCUGCCCACUGGCCGCUUCCCCACAUCCCCUGGCCAGGACCCAACCGGGUGGCAGAGGUCAAAGCCGAAGGGUUCAAUCUGUUGUCCAAGGAGUGCCACUCCCUGGCCGGCAAGCAGAGCUCGGCGGAGAGCGACGCUUGGGUGCUGCAGUUUGCAGAGGCGGAGAACAGACUGCAAAUGGGGGGCUGCAGGAAGAAAUGUCUCUCGAUCCUGAAAACCCUACGCGACCGCCACCUGGAGCUGCCAGGCCAGCCUCUCAACAACUACCAUAUGAAGACUCUGGUGUCCUACGAGUGCGAGAAGCAUCCCCGGGAGUCGGACUGGGACGAAUCCUGCCUGGGCGACCGGCUGAAUGGAAUUCUGCUGCAGCUCAUCUCAUGCCUGCAGUGCCGCCGGUGUCCCCACUACUUCUUACCGAACUUAGAUCUGUUUCAAGGCAAACCGCACUCGGCUCUGGAAAACGCUGCUAAACAAACGUGGCGAUUGGCAAGAGAGAUCCUGACCAACCCAAAAAGUUUGGAAAAACUCUAGAGGAUGAUCUAAUCUUGGGCCGACAAGAUCACUCUGCUCAAUGUCCUGACGAAAUGAAAACUUCCUGGUUGAUUCCUAUUUAGUAUUUCCUGAGACAGUGCAAACAAUCUCUUCCUUUAAAAGGAGUAACAGCACAACAUUUACGCAUCAUCUCACACACCCCUAAAAAGAGGAGGGAAUGGAGUAGGGAAACGGGAAAACCUACACCCACAAGCAUCUUUAUGCAGGCAACUCCCAUCUCCCCUGAAAAGUACACAAAACCCGAAAAGACCCAGAAAAAAACCCCAAGCAACAACGCAAGACCUUGACCAACUCCAUCAAAGGAUUAUAGCAAUCUUGAGACUUAGGCGCAUCUGACUUCCAGUAAACAGGACCUGGAUGUGGCAUCGGAAGGAGCAAAAGGAGCGUGUAAUGUAUGUUUUGAUUUGUAACAAAUAUUGUGAUCUCAUGUUGUAUUUGAAAGUGUGGAUGUUGGUGUUUUGUGAUUUGGUGAACAAAACUGAAAUUGCCGUUUGGAAAUUUCCAGACACUUUCCACGAACAAAGAUUCAUUUAAAGGUAGAUUUCCUUCUGGUACUUUACCUGUCUGUGAAGUGUCUGAACUUAAAAAAAAGUUUACAUUUUGUUUCAAAUAUAUUGCUUGUUCUAACAUUCCAUAAGUAUACUUGAAAUGUUAUUUAAAUAUAUUCAAAGGAAUUUGAAUUCAGCUUAUAUAAUAACGCUUGAAUAUCUGAAUUAUAUAUAUUUGAAAAUGCACUUGAAAUACACUGGAUAAUUACU
Microtus ochrogaster (prairie vole) is the source of this 2375-nucleotide messenger RNA. It is a transcript of the gene Mab21l1, whose product is annotated as mab-21 like 1. NCBI's taxonomy places the organism in Eukaryota, Metazoa, Chordata, Mammalia, Rodentia, Cricetidae. The record is from RefSeq and is a predicted model, not a curated record.